AUGAAAUCCCUCACUAUUCUCAGUAUCCUUAGCAUUGCUCUUACCGCAAUUGCCGCUCCUCCAUUUGACCCGGCUGGGGCCAAGAAUGUUGGCAACGGACAUGGCCAACAGUUUAUUGGAGGCCAAUGCCUAAGCGACGCUGAUUGUGGCAGCGGUUGCUGCGCCAAUCCCACCGGUAUCUGCUCUGGGCCCGGUGCGCAGUUUCAGAACGGAAAGACAGGCUGCGGCUUUCCAGGCGCCUCUACUUCAACUACCAGUGUUGCUGCUGCUGCCGUUGCUUCUGCUGCCGCUACCUCUGCUGUCCCCGCCGGAGCCUUGGCUUCUCCAGCUAACGGAGGCCCGUCAUUCGACCCGUCAGGAGUGAAGAAUGUUGGCAACGGAAAAGGUCUUCAGUUUAUUGGAGGUCAGUGCCUUAGUACUGCGGACUGCGCCAGUGGAUGCUGUGCUGGCCCAUCUGGUAUUUGCUCCGGCCCAGGUGCACAGUUUCAGAACGGAAAGACUGGCUGUGGCUUUGCUUCAUAG
Talaromyces amestolkiae is the source of this 522-nucleotide messenger RNA. RefSeq lists its product as uncharacterized. The transcript is spliced from 2 exons. Bases 1 to 522 code for a protein of 173 amino acids. NCBI's taxonomy places the organism in Eukaryota, Fungi, Ascomycota, Eurotiomycetes, Eurotiales, Trichocomaceae. The record is from RefSeq and is a predicted model, not a curated record.